GUUCGGAAACCUGGAGUUGGCGCAAGAAGCGCUGUACUUCGGUCUGGAGGUCGAUGCCCGCUCUGAAAACCUCCAAACUCCACUGAUGUGGGCAGCCACGCGGGGGCAGCUCAAGGUUGCAAAAGUCCUCCUUGAAGCCAAAGCAGACCCCCACGCUCAGGCAGUCCGGUGGGGCAUACCUGUGGGUUGA
This is a messenger RNA of Symbiodinium sp. CCMP2456, 190 nucleotides long. The record is from the annotation of a GenBank genome assembly. Lineage: Eukaryota; Dinophyceae; Suessiales; Symbiodiniaceae.